AUGGGCGACGCUCUGAUGGCCGAGUUCGGGAAAGCCGCUCCGUACCUGAGGAAAUCGGACAAGGAGCGUCUGGAGGCCCAGACCAGGGCCUUCGACAUAAAGACCGAGUGCUUCGUGGUGGACGACAAGGUGGAGUACAUGAAGGGACAGAUCCAGAAGAAAGAGGGCGGCAUGGUGACGGUGAAGAAGGAGGAUGGCACCACGGCCAACGUCAAAGAGACCGACGUCCACCCUCAGAACCCCCCCAAGUUCGAUAAGAUCGAGGACAUGGCCAUGUUCACCUUCCUGCAUGAGCCGGCGGUGCUGUUCAACCUGAAGGAGCGCUACGCCGCCUGGAUGAUCUACACCUACUCCGGCCUCUUCUGCGUCACUGUCAACCCUUACAAGUGGCUCCCCGUCUACGACUCCGAGGUGGUGGCGGCGUACCGUGGCAAGAAGAGGAGCGAGGCCCCGCCCCACAUCUUCUCCAUCUCGGACAACGCCUACCAGUACAUGCUGACCGACCGGGAGAACCAGUCCGUCCUCAUCACCGGAGAAUCCGGCGCCGGGAAGACGGUCAACACCAAGCGGGUGAUCCAGUAUUUUGCCAGCAUCGCCGCCGUCGGAGGCGGCGGCAAGAAAGAUGCCAGCAAGGGGACCCUGGAGGACCAGAUCAUCCAGGCCAACCCGGCACUGGAGGCCUUCGGGAAUGCCAAGACUCUGAGGAACGACAACUCGUCCAGGUUCGGAAAGUUCAUCCGGAUUCACUUUGGCACCAGCGGAAAGUUGUCGUCCGCCGACAUCGAGACAUACCUGCUGGAGAAGUCCAGGGUCACGUUUCAGCUGAAGGCCGAACGGAACUACCACAUCUUCUACCAGAUCCUGUCCAAUCAGAAGCCAGAGCUGCUGGACAUGCUGCUGAUAACCAACAACCCGUACGACUACUCCUACAUCUCCCAGGGUGAGGUGACGGUCGCCUCCAUCAAUGACGCCGAGGAGCUGAUGGCCACCGACAGCGCCUUCGACGUGCUGGGCUUCACGCCGGACGAGAAGAUGGGCGUCUACAAGCUGACCGGCGCCAUCAUGCACUACGGCAACAUGAAGUUCAAACAGAAGCAGCGCGAGGAGCAGGCCGAGCCCGACGGCACCGAGGCCGCCGACAAGUCCGCCUACCUGAUGGGGCUGAACUCGGCCGACCUCAUCAAGGGGCUGUGCCACCCCCGGGUCAAGGUCGGCAACGAGUAUGUCACCAAAGGCCAGGGCGUGGACCAGGUGUACUACGCCAUCGGCGCGCUGGCCAAGUCCGUGUACGAGAAGAUGUUCAACUGGAUGGUGGUGAGGAUCAACCAGUCCCUGGACACCAAGCAGCACCGGCAGUACUUCAUCGGCGUGCUGGACAUCGCUGGGUUCGAGAUCUUCGACUUCAACACCUUCGAGCAGCUCUGCAUCAACUUCACCAACGAGAAGCUGCAGCAGUUCUUCAACCACCACAUGUUCGUUCUGGAGCAGGAGGAGUACAAGAAGGAGGGCAUCGACUGGGAGUUCAUCGACUUUGGCAUGGACCUGCAGGCCUGCAUAGACCUGAUCGAGAAGCCUCUGGGGAUCCUGUCCAUCCUGGAGGAGGAGUGCAUGUUCCCCAAGGCCAGCGACCAGACCUUCAAGUCCAAGCUCUACGACAACCACCUGGGCAAGAACAAGAUGUUUGAGAAGCCGCGGGCGGCCAAGGGGAAGGCCGAGGCGCACUUCGCGCUGGUGCACUACGCCGGCACGGUGGACUACAACAUCUCCGGCUGGCUGGUGAAGAACAAGGACCCGCUGAACGAGACGGUGGUGGGGCUGUUCCAGAAGUCGUCCCUGAAGCUCCUCAGCCUGCUCUUCUCCAACUACGCCGGAGGCGAGGGCGGAGACAAGGGGGCCGGGAAAGGAGCCAAGAAGAAGGGCUCAUCCUUCCAGACGGUGUCAGCGCUGCACCGCGAGAACCUCAACAAGCUGAUGAACAACCUGAAGACCACGCACCCGCACUUCGUCCGCUGCCUGAUCCCCAACGAGAGGAAGACACCAGGCGUCAUGGACAACUGCCUGGUGAUGCACCAGCUGCGCUGCAAUGGCGUCCUGGAGGGGAUCCGCAUCUGCCGGAAGGGCUUCCCCAACCGCGUGCACUACGGCGACUUCAAGCAGCGCUACAGGAUCCUGAACGCCUCGGCCAUCCCGGACGGUCAGUUCCUAGACUGUAAGAAGAGCGCCGAGAAGCUGCUGGGGACGCUGGACAUUGACCACACGCAGUACAAGUUCGGACACACCAAGGUCUUCUUCAAGGCCGGCCUCCUGGGGACGCUGGAGGAGAUGCGGGACGAGCAGCUGUCCCGGAUAAUCACCCGGAUCCAGGCCAAUGCCCGCGCCCUCCUGAUGAGGGCGCAGUUCGCCCGCAUGGUGGAGCGGCGCGAUGCCCUGAUGGUCAUCCAGUGGAACCUGCGCUCCUUCCUGGGGGUGAAGAACUGGCCCUGGAUGAAGCUCUUCUUCAAGAUCAAGCCGCUGCUGAAGAGCGCCGAGUCGGAGAAGGAGAUGGCCACCAUGAAGGACGAGUUCAACAAGCUGAAGGAGGCGCUGGAGAAGUCCGAGGCCCGGCGGAAGGAGCUGGAGGAGAAGAUGGUGACGCUCCUGCAGGAGAAGAGCGAGCUGGCACUGCAGAUCCAGUCGGAGCAGGACACCCUGACGGACGCCGAGGAGCGCUGCGAGCAGCUCAUCAAGAGCAAGAUCCAGCUGGAGGCCAAGCUGAAGGAGACGGCCGAGCGGCUGGAGGACGAGGAGGAGCUCAACGCCGACCUGACCGCCAAGAAGCGUAAGCUGGAGGACGAGUGCUCCGAGCUGAAGAAGGACAUCGACGACCUGGAGCUGACGCUCGCCAAGGUGGAGAAGGAGAAGCACGCCACGGAGAACAAGGUGAAGAACCUGACGGAGGAGAUGGCGUCGCAGGACGAGACCAUCGCCAAGCUCACCAAGGAGAAGAGGGCCCUGCAGGAGGCGCACCAGCAGACCCUGGACGACCUGCAGAGCGAGGAGGACAAGGUCAACUGCCUGACCAAGGCCAAGGCCAAGCUGGAGCAGCAGGUGGACGAUGUGGAGGGCUCGCUGGAGCAGGAGAAGAAGGUCCGGCUGGACCUGGAGCGCUGCAAGAGGAAGCUGGAGGGGGACCUGAAGCUGGUCCAGGAGUCCCUGAUGGACCUGGAGAACGACAAGCAGCAGUUGGAGGACAGGCUGAAGAAGAAGGACUUCGAGGUGGCGCAGGUGAGCGGCAGGCUGGAGGACGAGCGGGCGGCGGCGGUCCAGCUGCACAAGAAGCUGAAGGAGAACCAGGCCCGGAUGGAGGAGCUGGAGGAGGAGCUGGACGCCGAGCGCGCCGCCCGGGCCAAGGUGGAGAAGCAGCGGUGCGACCUGUCCCGGGAGCUGGAGGACAUCAGCGAGCGCCUGGAGGAGGCGGGCGGAGCCACGUCGGCCCAGGUGGAGCUCAACAAGAAGCGGGACGCCGAGUUCCAGAAGCUGCGGCGGGAGCUGGAGGAGUCCACCCUGCAGCACGAGGCCACCGCCGCCGCGCUGCGCAAGAAGCACGCCGAUGCCGUGGCCGAGCUGGGCGAGCAGAUCGACAACCUGCAGCGCGUCAAGCAGAAGCUGGAGAAGGAGAAGAGCGAGCUGAAGCUGGAGCUGGACGACCUGGCAUCCAGCAUGGAGGCCGUGGCCCGGGCCAAGUCCAGCAUGGAGAAGCUGUGCCGGUCCCUGGAGGAUGGCGCCAAUGAGUACCGGAGCAAACACGAGGAGAGCCAGCGCGCCGUCAACGAGCUGACCACGCAGCGCGCCAAGCUGCUGGCCGAGAACGGCGAGCUGGGCCGACGGCUGGAGGAGAAGGAGUGCCUGGUCUCGCAGCUGACCCGGGGCAAGACCUCCUCCGCCCAGCAGGUGGAGGACCUGCGGCGCCAGCUGGAGGAGGAGCUGAAGGCCAAGACCGCCCUGGCCCAUGCCGUGCAGUCCGCCCGCCACGACUGUGACCUGCUGCGCGAGCAGCUGGAGGAGGAGCAGGAGGCCAAGGCCGAGCUGCAGAGGGCGCUGUCCAAGUCCAACGCCGAGGUCUCGGCCUGGAGGACCAGGUACGAGACGGAUGGCAUCCAGAGGACCGAGGAACUGGAGGAGGCCAAGAAGAAGCUGGUGCAGCGGCUGCAGGAGGCCGAGGAGGCCACGGAGGCCGUCAAUGCCAAGUGCUCCUCCCUGGAGAAGACCAAACACCGGCUCCAGAACGAGAUCGAGGACCUGAUGCUGGACCUGGAGCGGUCCAACGCUGCCUCGGCCGCUCUGGACAAGAAGCAGCGCAGCUUCGACAAAGUGCUGGCGGAGUGGAAGCAGAAGUGGGAGGAGUCUCAGAGCGAGCUGGAAGCGUCACAGAAGGAGGCGCGCGGCCUGAGCACCGAGCUCUUCAAGAUCCGGAACGCCUACGAGGAGAACUUGGACCAGCUGGAGACUGCCAAGAGGGAGAACAAGAACCUGCAGGAGGAGAUCUCCGACCUGACCGACCGGCUGGGCGAAGGCGGCCGGAGCGCGCAUGAGCUGGAGAAGAUCCGCAAGCAGCUGGAGCAGGAGAGGGCGGAGCUACAGGCGGCGCUGGAGGAGGCCGAGGGCUCGCUGGAGCACGAGGAGAGCAAGGUCCUGCGGGCCCAGCUGGAGCUCAGCCAGCUGAAGGCCGACCUAGAGCGCAAGCUAUCCGAGAAGGACGAGGAGACGGAGACGGCCAAGAGGAACUACCAGCGCAUGCUGGACUCGCUGCAGGCCUCCCUGGAGGCCGAGACCCGGAGCCGCAACGAGGCGCUGCGGGUCAAGAAGAAGAUGGAGGGCGACCUGAAUGAGAUGGAGGUGCAGCUGGGCCAGGCCAACCGGCAGGCGGCCGACGCCCAGAAGCAGGCCAGGACCCUGCAGGCCUUCCUGAAGGAUGCGCAGCUGCAGCUGGACGACGCGCAGCACGCCGGCGACGAGCUGCGGGAGAACACCGCGCUGCUGGAGCGCCGCCACACCCUGCUGCAGGCCGAGCUGGACGAGCUGCGCGCCGCGCUGGAGCAGACCGACCGCAGCCGCAAGCUGGCCGAGCAGGAGCUGGCCGACGCCGCCGAGCGCGCGCAGCUGCUGCACGCCCAGAACGCCGGCCUCCUCAACCAGAAGAAGAAGCAGGAGGCCGACCUGCUGCGCCUGCAGGCUGAGCUGGAGGACGCCGUCCAGGAGAACCGCAACGCCGAGGACAAGGCCAAGAAGGCCAUCACGGACGCCGCCAUGAUGGCCGAGGAGCUGAAGAAGGAGCAGGACACCAGCGCGCACCUGGAGCGCAUGAAGAAGAACAUGGAGCAGACCAUCAAGGACCUGCAGCAGCGGCUGGACGAGGCCGAGCAGGUCGCCUCGAAGGGCGGCAGGAAGCAGCUGCAGCAGCUGGAGGCCCGCCUCCGUGAGCUGGAGGCGGAGCUGGAGGCGGAGCAGAGGAGGGGCGCCGAGGCCACCAAGGGCGUCCGCAAGUAUGAACGCCGCGUCAAGGAGCUUACCUACCAGACCGAGGAGGACCGCAAGAACCUGUCCCGCCUGCAGGACCUGGUGGACAAGCUGCAGCUGAAGGUCAAGUCCUACAAGCGCGCCGCCGAGGAGGCGGAGGAGGCCGCCAACGCCAACACGGCCCGACUGCGCAAGCUGCAGCACGAGCUGGACGAGGCCGAGGAGCGCGCCGACACGGCCGAGGCCCAGGCCAACAAGCUGAGGGCCAAGACCCGGGACGGGGCCUCCAAGAAGGGCCUGGACGAGUGA
Salarias fasciatus (jewelled blenny) is the source of this 5805-nucleotide messenger RNA. It is a transcript of the gene myh6, whose product is annotated as myosin, heavy chain 6, cardiac muscle, alpha. The record is from RefSeq and is a predicted model, not a curated record. Gene Ontology annotation, molecular function: microfilament motor activity; actin filament binding; ATP binding. Gene Ontology annotation, cellular component: myosin filament; cytoplasm; myosin II complex. Lineage: Eukaryota; Metazoa; Chordata; Actinopteri; Blenniiformes; Blenniidae. The transcript has 2 exons. Bases 1 to 5805 code for a protein of 1934 amino acids.